AUAAAAGAGCUCUUCGUGAGUUUUGAGGACACUCCCUUGGGAGCAGCAUCACUAGCCCAGGUGCACAAGGCAGUGCUGCAGGAUGGGAGAACAGUGGCAGUGAAAAUCCAGCACCCAAAGGUCCAAGCUCAGAGCUCCAAGGAUAUUUUCCUCAUGGAGGUUCUCCUCUUGGUUGUGAAGCAGAUCUUUCCAGAUUUUGAGUUCAUGUGGCUGGUGGAAGAAGCUAAGAAGAAUCUGCCCUUGGAGCUGGAUUUCCUCAAUGAGGGCAGAAAUGCUGAGAAGGUUGCUCAUAUGCUCAAGAACUUUGAUUUCCUGAAGGUCCCCAGGAUCUACUGGGAGCUCUCAACAAGGCGCGUCCUUCUCAUGGAGUUUAUGGAAGGGGGACAGGUGAACGACAGGGCCUACAUGGAGAGGAAUGGCAUCAAUGUCAAUGAGAUCUCUCGCAACCUGGGGAAGCUCUACAGCGAAAUGAUCUUUGUGAACGGCUUUGUGCACUGUGACCCGCACCCAGGCAAUGUGCUAGUGAAGAAGUGCCCAGCCUCUGGCAAGGCCCACAUUAUCCUCCUGGACCAUGGGCUCUACCAGGUACUGAGCGACUCAUUCCGCAUGGACUACUGCCGCCUUUGGCAGGCCCUCAUCAAGGCUGAUAUGAAGAGGGUGCAGAAGUACAGCCGGCGGCUCGGGGCAGGGGAUUUGUACCCUCUCUUCGCCUGCAUGCUGACCGCCAGGUCCUGGGCGUCUGUCAACAGGGGCAUUGACCGGUCGCCAGUUUCAGCCAGCGAGGAUGUGGAGAUCCGGUCCAACGCUGCUGCUUACCUACCCCAAAUCACCCAGCUCCUCAACAACGUUCCCCGCCAGAUGCUGCUGCUGCUGAAGACCAAUGACUUGUUAAGGGGGAUCGAGUCAGCCCUGCACACACGGGCCAGUGCCAGCUCCUUCCUCAACAUGUCUCGCUGCUGCAUCAGAGCCGUUUCCAUGUACCAGAGGAGCAAGAGUCACUCGCUUUUCAGGAGGGCCCAGAUCUCACUCACAGAAGCCCUGAGCCUGUGGCAGAUCAACUUGUAUGAACUCUUCCUGUGGCUGAAGGGGUCCCAGCUGGGGAACUGGGUCAUUGCUCUCCUGAGCCAGAUGCACCAUUCCACGUACUGACAUGAACUGGUGGGAGAGGCCCAGGUGUUCCCUCCCUCCCUUCUGCUCUCCAUGGCACAUUUGCCCUUCUGACUGUUUCUGUCUGUUCUGUGGGCUAUUUUUGGUUCUUGUUCCAUGUUACACACUGCACUGUCCUUGCCUGUUACAGCAUGAGCUUUCUCUGUGGCGCUGAGAGGUGGAGUCAGUACUGGAGCUCUGCUGUUUCAUGGUUUAGGAAAAGGAGGUGCAGGAUACUGUAUGUCAGGAAGGGCAUAGUACUUUCUUUCCCCAUAUGAGCCAGGGAAAUUCCACUCAGAUUCCAGUGGGACUGCACUGGAAGCAAAAGCCUCUCCUUGGCUCUUUCUUAAACAAUCUUAGAGAAUUUAAGAGAAUCCCAA
Molecule: messenger RNA, 1526 nt
Organism: Pterocles gutturalis (yellow-throated sandgrouse)
Lineage: Eukaryota; Metazoa; Chordata; Aves; Pterocliformes; Pteroclidae
Gene: ADCK1
Product: aarF domain containing kinase 1
Exons: 7
Biological process (GO): protein phosphorylation; mitochondrion organization; lipid homeostasis
Cellular component (GO): mitochondrial inner membrane
Molecular function (GO): ATP binding; protein kinase activity
Source: RefSeq, a predicted model, not a curated record